AUGAAGAAGAGGGCGGUGAGAAGGACGAGGAUAGUGAGGGCCAUAGAGGAGUCGAAGUGCGUGGCUGGUUCGAACGGCCUCCUCCCGGCGGCGGCGGAAGAGGAGGAAGAGGAGGGGGAUCCGUUGUUGACCGGCUGGAAAGUGGGGUCCACUCCAUCGGCGGCCGCGGCCGCGGCCGUGGUGGGGGAGAGGAAGUUGGAGGUUUCUGUAAUGUUUCCGGAUUUAGAAAGUUGGAGCAGCCUCCUCCUGUGUAAUAAUAUUAGUUGUGUGGGGUUCAUUUUCACCCAAUCGAGCCCUGAAGAAGAUAAAAGGGAUUUUUAG
Striga asiatica is the source of this 321-nucleotide messenger RNA. The record is from the annotation of a GenBank genome assembly. Lineage: Eukaryota; Viridiplantae; Streptophyta; Magnoliopsida; Lamiales; Orobanchaceae.